UAAUAUAUUAUUGCGCAUAUGUUUCGAAAUAGAUAGUUAUUAUUUAUAUUUUAAGCAUUAAUAUGCCAUUAUCUGGAAUAGAGCGACCUGAGUGGAAUUUUUUAAAGUUUAAGCAUUUUAGAGUCUUGGAUGAUGGAACCUUACAGAGCAAACCAACCAAAGCUGAGCGUCCAUGGGAGACGCAAAAGAUACGGAAUUUACUUGAUCAAAUUACGAAUCCAGAAUCAUUCACGGCAGAUAAGAAGAAGUACAAAUUAAUGGUAUCUGAAGAAAAAGCUACUCUGGCCGAAGUAAAAGAGUUAGGAAAGAAAGUUGAACAAAUAAUAAAAGACCGUAAGUUUACAAGCAGAGGAAUAAACCAGAAAAGGCAUGUUAUGUGCAGCGCAUUAUUUGACGAGCUUAUACGCCAGGUUGUUAUUGAAUAUCCUGACUUAGGCGACAUCUUACUUAGAAUCAGAGAUCAUUUCCGACAGGAAAUAUAUAAUUACGAACAAGUUUUUGCUGCUAGUCAGGUAUUUGGAUAUCGUAAGCAGUUCAUGGAGAAAAAUGAUGAAAGACUAAUUGAAUUGGAAACAGAAGCUAAAUAUCUCUUGGAAAAACAAGAAAAAGCAAUCAAACGAGUGGAAAAGGCUUAUAAAGGAAGUGUUAACUUUAUAUCAGCAUGUGAAGAUAUUGACGUGGAUGAGGUGGAAUAUUGGAGAGCAGUACAGUUUUAUCAGAACUACAUCAGAUAUCUUCUCUAUUAUUUUGAUCUCCGGGCGGAAGAAGAAAAAAUAACAGAAGAUCUGGAAGAUAAAGAAGAUGUCACCGAAGAAGAAGAGCAAGAAGUAGAAACUGAAGGGAUCGAAAGUUUUACUUUGGGUGACGCCGUAUUAGAGGAAGAAGAAGAAGACCCCCCUGGUAUAAUAGACGAAGAAAUCAAACUGGAUACUAAACAACAACAAAAAGAGGAGCCUAUUGAUAAAGAUCUUAUUUACCGAGAAAAUGAAGAAGAAGUAUUUGAUUCAGACCUAGACACUGAACAAUCUAUCGUGCCAGGAGCACCAGAAUCGAAAGACGAUGUUUUACCUCCAACUGAUACUGAUCCUAUAGAACAAUUACAAAUAUUACUUGAAGAGGAAAUGAAACAUGACGUCAGUUUUGCUGACAUUGCAAGAGGUUAUAUGAAAGAGGCUUAUGAAGAAGAAUUGAAAAUUAUUGAAGAACGAAAAAGGCUCGAAGAGGAACGAAAGAAGCAAGAAGAAGAAGAAAAAAAGAAGUUAGAGAUGGAAAAAUCAAAAAAAAAGGAAAAAGAAAGAAAAAAGAAAGAAGUUAAGCGAGUCGAGAUUGGGGAGGAGUUCAGUGAAGAAGGAUCGGAGGAAGAAGAAGAAGAAGUAGAAGAAGAAGAAUUAUUUCGCAAAAAAACUGUUCCAACAUCGGAAGAAGAUGUACCGGAAGCUCGGUUGUCUAUAGUGCGUGAGGGUUCAUUUUACCGUCAACCAAGUGACGAAUCAGAAUCCGAUAAAGAGAUGCCAUUAUUGACGAAACCAAAGUAUGCUCUUCUCAGGAGGCUAACUAAUGCUUUGAAGUGUAAAGAUUUUGUACAACGGAUUCCUGAUCUCGAGCCCACUAAAAAACGCAAAGUAAAGAAGGUACUCAUAAAAAAACCCAAGACCAAACCGAAAGACGUAACACUAGUUGAACAAAUUCCAGUUGUUGAAGAAAUUCCAAACGUUCCUGAAGUCGGGACACAAUCGUUUGAUGAAGAAUCUUUAACUGCUGUUAGGGAAUCAGAGUUCAAAUGGGGCGUGCCUCUCUUAGAAUAUUUUCAGCAAAUAGGUCGAAGGACUUCUACCUAUUAUCAACAAGAUGAAGAAGAUGAAGAUCUAGAUGCCCAAGAAAAAAAAGAUGAGGAAACGGAGGAGAGAAUUACUAGCGUUUCUAAAGAAGAGGAGGUUGUUCGCGAAGAAGAAUCGGAACUACUCAGCUCAGGUCUUACCAUUGGUAAAACUGAGAGUACUCCUAGCAUUGAGGAGAACAAAGAUGAGUACAUAUCAAUUGAUGAAGAGGAAGAAGAGAAGGAGGAAAAGAUUAAAGCAGGUGAAUUGGGAGAAGAAGAAGAAGAAGAUGACGAGAGUGUUUUGCUAUGUUAAUCUUCUCAUCUGUAUAAUACAUUUUUGGUUCGAGAGCCCUAUCAAUUUCCAGUUUGUUUUAUUGAAAAAAAUGU
Nezara viridula (southern green stink bug) is the source of this 2206-nucleotide messenger RNA. The record is from the annotation of a GenBank genome assembly. NCBI's taxonomy places the organism in Eukaryota, Metazoa, Arthropoda, Insecta, Hemiptera, Pentatomidae.